Helianthus annuus (common sunflower) is the source of this 654-nucleotide messenger RNA. RefSeq lists its product as uncharacterized. The coding region runs from base 55 to 492 and encodes 145 amino acids. The transcript has 2 exons. The record is from RefSeq and is a predicted model, not a curated record. Lineage: Eukaryota; Viridiplantae; Streptophyta; Magnoliopsida; Asterales; Asteraceae.
AAUCGUAUCAUUUAGUCUUUUUUUUUGUGGAUAAAGUGCUUUGCAACAGGAGUUAUGCCGCAAAAGCUACCGACCUCACUCGUCCACAUCAAAUAUCUUCAUUUACAAGGACUGUCCUUUGCGAGAGAAAUCGACUUACAUUCCGCUCUUCUUUUGGUUACAAGCUCUCCAAAUAUAGAGACAAUUAUAUUGGAGAUGCAAUAUAACCCAAACGAAGCUGUGUCACAAACUGCGAUGAACCUUAUUGAUCAGCAAGACUACUCGUAUGUUGUCUUGAAUCGUUUGCGUGUAAUAACUAUAACGAACUUCACCAACGUGAAGACUGGAAUGGAUUCUGUGAAGCUUAUUUUGGCCAAGUCACCAAUGCUCAAGAUAGUAGAUAUAAUGAUCGACAAACGGGUUGAUAUUCAUGGUGAAGUAAAGAUGCUAAAAGAAUUGCUACAAUAUCCACGGGCAUCCACUAGAGCAGAAAUCAGAUUCGAGAACCCGUAACUUUGUUAAAAAAUUAUGUCAUUUUGGGUUGUUUAUGAUUCUAGAGACUGUCUGUGAUCGGAUUUGUAAAAUCAAUGCAUUAAGUCGUAUACUUGUAAACACUUUGCAUAACUACAUGUAUUCCAACCCAAUAAAAGAAAAAUCAAUGCAACUUACAUCUAG